GUCCAUUGACCAUGCUAGUCAUUUAAUAGAUCGACUUCGCUUCGUUUCGGUUUUAAUUUCUGCAAGUGCCAACGACGCUGGGCUAACUAAGAUCGUUGAUCGUCAUACAGAAGCUUUGUCGUAGCUCUUACCUCUCCGGAGAAGAAGCAUGGUGCGAAAACAGUUUCAACAGGCUAAAACAGGAAUAGAGGCUUUGAAGUCAAUGGAUGCAAACAAGUACCUGAAGAAGGUCGGACUAGGGCGUGACGAUAUGUUCUUUUGGAAACAAGUGGGUAAAGCGUUGCUAUGCACCUACACAAUCUUCGGCAUGGCUUGGUUAUACAAUGAAACAUCUCCUCUAGGGUGGUGGACGCUGAAGCCGAGACCAAAGGAGGAGAGAGAGUUGGCUCAUUUGUAUGAGCGGCGUGAGUUUCCUUAUCCUGGUGAUACAGAGGCCAUGGAGGAUUUUGUUGCGAAGGGAGGGAUGAUAGGGACAGCAAUUGGGCCUAAAGGGGUUGUUGAGUCCGAAGGUGAAGCUGAUAAUUACCAGAAAGAAAUGGAGAAGAAGAAGUUUGACAAAGAGGCUCAGAAACUGUGGUUGAGGAUGAGGAAUGAGGUUAUGACUGAACUUCAUGAGAAAGGGUAUGAGCUUGAGUAACGUACAAAAAAGACUUGUGAUACAAUAAACAUACGUUAGGCUGUGUCGGUUAGAUUGAAGUUUCAAUUAUUGGAACACGUGUUUCCACAGACAUAUCCUUUAGAUUGUAAUGGAAAGUACAAAACGUAAUAUGACUGAUUUUUAUUC
Molecule: messenger RNA, 784 nt
Organism: Brassica oleracea var. oleracea
Lineage: Eukaryota; Viridiplantae; Streptophyta; Magnoliopsida; Brassicales; Brassicaceae
Exons: 2
Coding region: 149-637 (162 amino acids)
Source: RefSeq, a predicted model, not a curated record